Prunus dulcis (almond) is the source of this 1591-nucleotide messenger RNA. RefSeq names its product transcription factor Pur-alpha 1. Gene Ontology annotation, molecular function: RNA polymerase II transcription regulatory region sequence-specific DNA binding; DNA-binding transcription factor activity, RNA polymerase II-specific; purine-rich negative regulatory element binding. Bases 334 to 1251 code for a protein of 305 amino acids. The record is from RefSeq and is a predicted model, not a curated record. Gene Ontology annotation, biological process: regulation of transcription by RNA polymerase II. Gene Ontology annotation, cellular component: nucleus. The transcript is spliced from 5 exons. Lineage: Eukaryota; Viridiplantae; Streptophyta; Magnoliopsida; Rosales; Rosaceae.
ACCAGAAAUUAGAAAAUACCGGAUGGGAAAUUGGGAAUGAAUGAAGAGUGGAAACUGGAGGCUGAGCCGAGUGAGUGAGUGGGUCAAUUUCCCCCUCACAUGACAUCCCUGCCCAACCCCAAGGCCAAAACCCUAAUAUUGCGUACACGCUGACAAUUGAGGAGCAAGCAAUUUAGCAGCAGCAUUCUCCCUGAGAAAGUGAGAUCUGAGUAGUAGGUGACAAGUUACCAAAGCCAACCAGAGCAGAGGUCCGAAGGUUCCAGUAGUGGAGUGGCAACCUUGGGAGCUGGGCUCUUGUGUUAUAUUUUUUAGGGAGGGAAAUAAGAUUUGGAGAUGGAAGGGAGUUCGGGUGGCGUAGGAGGAGGAGGAGCAGUAGCAGGAGUAGGAGCAGGAGGAGCAACGACAGUAGGAGGUGGAGCUGGAGGCGGAGGUAAUGACGUGGAGCUUCUGUGUAAGACGCUGCAGGUUGAGCACAAGCUCUUCUACUUCGAUCUCAAAGAGAACCCUCGCGGCCGCUAUCUCAAAAUUUCCGAGAAGACGUCAGCCACCAGGUCCACCAUCAUCGUUCCCUUCUCCGGUAUCUCCUGGUUCCUCGAUCUCUUCAAUUACUAUGUCAAUUCAGACGAUCAGGAUGUCUUCAGCAAGGAAUUGCAGCUAGACACCAAGGUCUUCUACUUUGACAUUGGCGAGAACCGCAGGGGCCGUUUCUUGAAGGUAUCCGAAGCUUCUGUUAGUAGAAAUCGCAGUACUAUCAUUGUUCCUGCAGGAAGCGCCCGGGAUGAAGGGUGGGCAGCAUUUAGAAACAUUUUGGCAGAGAUCAAUGAAGCAUCCAGACUUUUUAUACUGCCCAAUCAGCAAAGUUCUGAACCUUCAGAGCGUCUUGUUGGGCUUUCAGAUGAUGUAGGCGCUGGCUUCAUAUCUGGCCACAGUAGUCAAACUGCGCCAACUUCUGAACUGAAUGUUGACAGAUCUGCAGAGUUGCCUGCACAGGAUGAAAUUGGUAACAUGGGGGUAUCUAAAGUGAUCAGAGCUGAUCAAAAAAGGUUCUUCUUUGAUCUUGGGAGUAAUAACAGGGGCCAUUUCCUAAGAAUAUCCGAGGUUGCAGGUUCUGAUCGCUCCUCCAUAAUUCUCCCGCUGUCAGGGCUCAAGCAGUUCCAUGAAAUAGUAGGUCACUUUGUGGAGAUAACCAAAGACCGAAUUGAAGGAAUGACAGGUGCAAAUGUUCGGACUGUGGAUUCCCCCCAGAGGUAAAUGGUUCCCUGGGGUUUGGUGAUUAAACAAAUAAUACCAGUAUAUCAAGAUUGCGUUAGAGGUACAAGUAGGUGUUUGAUUAGGGGUGGGAUUCUCCUCACAGUUGUGUUCUGUUAUUUUCUUCUCUACCUCUAUUCUCUCAUUCAAGUCUGAAAUAAUCCGUUUUCUGAUUGCUCAACCUAGAAUUCGGAGAGGAUUUCCAUGCUUAAUUUAAACAGGCAAUAACAGAAAAAAAACAGACCAGAUACUUGUUGUAACUUGAGUUUUAUAGUGUAUCAACCUUCCAACUUAAUAAUGACCAUUCCAGCUGUGCUUUGUUUUAUUCAGUAGCACAAAUGUA